UUGGCCAAGAAAUUCUACGUCAACUCAACCAAAAAAACUUUUAAAAAUAUUGAAAGAAUUUGAAAAUAUAAAACUAUUAGAAACUCAGAAUAAGUUAGAAUUAUUUUUGAAUGAUAAAAUGUUUAAAAAAUUUGAUGAAAAAGAGAGUGUGUCCGGUGUCCAACAAUUAAAAUCCUCUGUACAAAAAGGAAUACGCACAAAACUAUUGGAAUCAUAUCCUCAUUUAGAAAAUUAUGCUGAUAAUAUACUGCCAAGGAAAGACGCAUUCAGGAUUAUAAAAUGCCAUGAUCAUUUAGAAAUACUUGUUAAUGGUUCAGGUGAACAAAUAUUUUUUCGUCAAAGAGAUGGUCAGUGGAUGCCAACUUUAAAACUUUUACACAAAUACCCGUUCUUUUUACCUAUGGAACAGGUAGAUAAAGGUGCCAUAAGGUUUGUUUUAAGUGGAGCAAAUAUUAUGUGUCCAGGUUUAACUUCUCCAGGGGCAUGCAUGACACCAGUUGAUAAAGGAACUGUUGUUGCUAUUAUGGCUGAAGGAAAAGAACAUGCAUUGGCUAUCGGAAUUACUGCACUAUCAACAGAAGAUAUUGCAAAAGUUAAUAAAGGAAUCGGUGUUGAAAAUUGUCACUAUUUAAAUGAUGGAUUAUGGCAUAUGAAGCCAAUUAAGUAAAUUUAGCAUUUUGUAUUUCAAAUUGUGAUCAAUGUAUUGUAUUUAAAAGGCUAGGUCUUAAUACAAAGUUUUAUAUAACUUUCUGAUAUAAUUGUCAACCUAAAAACAAAAAAAAAUAUACAUAUGUUUGGA
Condylostylus longicornis is the source of this 799-nucleotide messenger RNA. RefSeq names its product malignant T-cell-amplified sequence 1 homolog (gene MCTS1). The transcript has 4 exons. The record is from RefSeq and is a predicted model, not a curated record. Gene Ontology annotation, biological process: formation of translation preinitiation complex. Gene Ontology annotation, molecular function: RNA binding. NCBI's taxonomy places the organism in Eukaryota, Metazoa, Arthropoda, Insecta, Diptera, Dolichopodidae. Bases 119 to 667 code for a protein of 182 amino acids.